AUGUCAUCACCAAUAGGUUUUACACAACGUAUAUCAAGUAUGAUAAAGUUAAAUUGGCUUUUAAUCUUAGCAGCUCUUCUUUUCGUUUGUUGUUCGUCUAUUAAUUCAAAAUCAAUCGAUGUUGAUCAAUCAUCAGAGCAUCAAAUGAUUGAUAGUUUUUAUCCAAAUAGCUUAUUCGUUGAAGACUCAGAUAUGGUCGAACGAGCAGCACCACGUCUUGGUCGUGCUUCACCCCGACUUGGUCGUGCAUCACCUCGACUUGGCCGUGCUUCACCACGUCUUGGACGAAAUGCUGCUGCUUCAUUACAUUCACGAUUAAGUCAUGCCGGUCGAUAUUAUAAUGGAGAUGAAGAUACAACAAAUGAUAAUCAAUAUGAUAUCGAAUCCAUCAUGCAAGAACGACGAGCUGCACCAAGACUUGGUCGUGCUGUUUAA
Molecule: messenger RNA, 435 nt
Organism: Adineta steineri
Lineage: Eukaryota; Metazoa; Rotifera; Eurotatoria; Adinetida; Adinetidae
Source: the annotation of a GenBank genome assembly